Molecule: messenger RNA, 1460 nt
Organism: Linepithema humile (Argentine ant)
Lineage: Eukaryota; Metazoa; Arthropoda; Insecta; Hymenoptera; Formicidae
Source: RefSeq, a predicted model, not a curated record
UCGGACACAUCGUGCUCUUAAUCUAUUUUUUUCGUAAAGUUUUCAACGUCACGAAGACGCUUAACUUUUAACAAUCUCUGUGCCAAUUCUCUUCUCUGCGAUAUGGAAUCUUCGGAGACCAACAGCAACGAAGCGGAGAAACAACAGACAAAGCAAAACAAAAAAUCACCUGUCCAAAAUGCAAUAUCAAAAUAUCAAUACGAUAAAUCAUCUGACGAAGAACCUAAGAGCAAACUUACCUCGAUUAUAGAUUCUGCAGGAUUUUCACGACUCCGGAGUAAAUCUACAUCUGUUAUUCCAGACUUUUAUACACCGUCGAGAAGAAACUCUGACAAGCCAGAUACAGUUAAGCCCCAGAUAGAAAUUUUGCACAAGAUUGACGCUCAUGUCAUAACGGCUCAGAAUCAAAAUAUCAAUGAUAGUGUUAUAAGCAAACCUUCGACAUCCACUGCAUACAUGUCUGUGCAAGAAGAUGCAGAUUGUUACAACAUGAGCCACAAAAAUCGUGGUAAAUGUGUAAUAUUUAAUCAUGAAGUAUUUGAGAUCACAAACUUUGAUAAUCGCGAAGGCACCGCAAUGGAUGCCAAAAGACUGGAGAAAAGUUUUACACGUCUUGGGUUUGAAGUAAAAAUCCAUAAUGACUUUACCUUCAACGAAAUUAUGAACGAAAUAGAGAAUCUAAGUGAGUAUGAUCACACAGAUAACGAUUGUUUAUGUAUUAUCGUUUUGACUCACGGACUACACCAAGAUUUAAUCAGCGCAAAAGACAGCAUUUAUAAUUCUGAUAAAAUUUGGAAAUCGUUCACCGCCAACAAAUGUAAAACACUCGCGGGAAAACCGAAGCUGUUCUUUUUCCAGGCUUGUAGAGGCGAACAACUUGAUAGUGGAGUCGUGCUGUCUACUCGAGUUCAAACUCGCAGUAAUUCGGUGGUAUUAACAGGAACUGAUAGCGUAUCAUCUUAUAAAAUACCGACUCAUGCAGAUUUCUUGUUAGCUCAUAGCUCGGUUCAAGGAUUUUAUACUUGGAGAAAUCCUGAAGAAGGAACUUGGUACGUACAGUGCUUAUGCGACGUCCUCGACAAACACGGAACAGAGUAUGAACUGAUGAAUUUGUUGACGAUGACAGCACGAAAAGUUGCGAUAAAUUUUGCUUCUUAUAAUCCGAACGAGAUAUCUCUGCACGAAAAAAAGCAAGUGCCAUCAGUGACAACGAUGCUCACUAGAUCCGUUUACUUUACACCGAAAUCCAACACGUAAAUUGUACGUUAGGACCGAACUGUUUUACGCCUUAGGCAAAGCUAACUAUUUACAACUCUUUAAAAAACAAUGGUCAACUUUGGUCCUGAUGAUGGUUAUUGCACCCUUUUGAGUCCUGCGUCCUAGGCGGCUGCCUAGUUGGUCUAACAGGAGCAUCGAUCCUGAUUACAUUAUUUUAUAAAAAAUAUACGAGCUAUCUUAUU